Molecule: messenger RNA, 1370 nt
Organism: Vitis vinifera (wine grape)
Lineage: Eukaryota; Viridiplantae; Streptophyta; Magnoliopsida; Vitales; Vitaceae
Product: diacylglycerol kinase 1
Exons: 11
Coding region: 179-1252 (357 amino acids)
Molecular function (GO): ATP-dependent diacylglycerol kinase activity
Source: RefSeq, a predicted model, not a curated record
UUUGAUAAUCCUUAAGAUAAGUGAGGGAUUCUUAUGUUUCUUUAAAUCAUCUACUCGGGCAUUCAACCAUACUCAUGGCUUUCCAAUUCCUAUUUUCAUAUACUAAACGUGUAUUAACUGUAGCAGUUGGGAUGACAUAGAUGAGUUACUAGACGAACACGAACUAGUAUAUUAUGUAAUGAUCAACCCCAAAGACGAUGCCAAUCAGGGGAACGAUUUGCUCCUAUCUCUUCGUAGCAUCUUCUGGGGCACAUAUUGGGUUGGUGACAUUUCAGAGGUUGUUCCUCAAUUGCCAUUACAUCACAUUCAAGAGGCUUUCGGAUUGAGAAGUGAUUCUGAGGUUGUAGACAGAAUGAGGAUGGUGGUUUUUGGUGGCGAUGCUACAACCAAUCGGGUUUUACGAGCAGUUUGUGAUAUGGAACUCCAUCCGACACCGCCAAUUGGUUUGAUGCCUUUGGGAACACAAGUUAACAUUUCAAUUUCUCUUGGAUGGGGAAAUCAAAUUUCUGAUACAGAUGCUAGGCUUGUAGUUUACUUGACUAAAUUAAGGGAUGCUGAAGAGAUAUUGAUAGACAGUUGGAAUUUUGUAGUGAGGACAUCAAUUCCAAAUUGUCUUGAGAUACCGAAUACUCUUCAUGUUCGACAUGUUUCCGAAGACAACUUAUUGCACAUGGGAGGUGACAAAGAUCUUUGUGGAAGAUUUUGGAACUAUCUUAUAAUAGGGUUGGAUGCUCAAGAAUUGUUUGGUGCUUCUCACUUUAAAUCUUGGCCAAGGAACAUUGCUCUACCUAUAAGUGUUAAAAUCAAGGAUCACCAACAUCAAUGGAAGAAAUUAAACUUACCUCAAAGCAUAAGGUCAAUUGUUUGUCUUAACAUGCCUAGCUUCCCUGGUGGACUAGACCCUUGGGGCAAACCAAAUUUUAGGAGAAAAAAAGAGAGAAACUUUACAUCAUCUUUUGUAGAUGAUGAACUUCUUGAGAUAAUUGGAUUUAGAGAUUCAUGGCAUGGGGAAAUUUUUCUUCCUUUGAAUGACCAUGGGACUCGUCUUGCACAGGCACACCAAAUUCGCUUUGAGCUUCACAAAGGGGUAGCUAAGCAUAUUGACAUGAAUUUUGAUGGGACAAGAUGGAAACAACCUACCCCUAUUGGUGAUGACAACUUCCUGAUUGAAAUCUCUUAUUCAUGUAAAACCAAAAUGCUUGCAACUUCAGCUUCAAAAUGCAAACACAAAUCUAAGUCCUACUCCAAUUAAAUCUUUUCAACAGGGUUGAAAUCUUCAGUGAGGUUUUCAUGCUAAACCUUUAUAUGAGGAUAACAUGAUAAAAACUUUAUAUGUAUAUAUAUAAAGCCAAAAAUAUUUGAUGGGUGGA